Volvox carteri f. nagariensis is the source of this 903-nucleotide messenger RNA. RefSeq lists its product as uncharacterized. The record is from RefSeq and is a predicted model, not a curated record. Lineage: Eukaryota; Viridiplantae; Chlorophyta; Chlorophyceae; Chlamydomonadales; Volvocaceae. The transcript has 2 exons. The annotation marks the transcript as partial.
CAUCUCGCGCCUGAUGGCCACGUAACGCCUGAUGGCCACCUAACGCCGGAUGGCCACCUAACGCCGGAUGGCCACCUAACGCCUGAUGGCCACCUAACGCCGGAUGGCCACCUAACGCCGGAUGGCCACCUAACGCCGGAUGGCCACCUAACGCCGGAUGGCCACCUAACGCCGGAUGGCCACCUAACGCCGGAUGGCCACCUAACGCCGGAUGGCCACCUAACGCCGGAUGGCCACCUAACGCCGGAUGGCCACCUAACGCCGGAUGGCCCAUGCUCUCAAGCCCGUCCCCCUCGCUAUCACCAUCAUCGCCAUCUCGCGCCUGAUGGCCACGUAACGCCUGAUGGCCACCUAACGCCGGAUGGCCACCUAACGCCGGAUGGCCACCUAACGCCUGAUGGCCACCUAACGCCGGAUGGCCACCUAACGCCGGAUGGCCACCUAACGCCGGAUGGCCACCUAACGCCGGAUGGCCACCUAACGCCGGAUGGCCACCUAACGCCGGAUGGCCACCUAACGCCGGAUGGCCACCUAACGCCGGAUGGCCACCUAACGCCGGAUGGCCACCUAACGCCGGAUGGCCACCUAACGCCGGAUGGCCACCUAACGCCGGAUGGCCACCUAACGCCGGAUGGCCACCUAACGCCGGAUGGCCACCUAACGCCGGAUGGCCACGUAACGCCUGAUGGCCACGUAACGCCGGAUGGCCACGUAACGCCUGAUGGCCACGUAACGCCUGAUGGCCACGUAACGCCUGAUGGCCACGUAACGCCUGAUGGCCACAUAACGCUCCUCAUGCUAUCAUUCCCUUCACCAUCACCAUCGCAUGUUCAGCCGCAGGACAAUCCUCCUCCUCAGGCAAAUCUUCAGCAAUCAAAACCCAAAGUGAACCCACCUAGGUAG